Messenger RNA from Amoebophrya sp. A120, 602 nucleotides. NCBI's taxonomy places the organism in Eukaryota, Dinophyceae, Syndiniales, Amoebophryaceae. The record is from the annotation of a GenBank genome assembly.
GAAACUGCUUGUCUGAAGGACCAAAAUUGUGGCUUCGUCAAAGGCGAGGGGUCUGAGAACCCCGACCGGUGCGUUUUGAAAAGGUUCGCGCCUUUUGAACGGCCUUACCCGUGUCGGGAACACCAUACUGCGGAGGCGUGCGGAAAAGAGCCUCAGUGCUUCUGGGAAAACUUGUGGAAGGAAGAGCCUGAAGGUAUUGCUAUUCAAGUUCAAGUAGUGAAACCCUGAUGAAGAUUCGCGGUCAGUAAACCUAAAGAAAAUCGUAUCUAUUCGCACCUUAUUUUUCAUCACGGAAAACAAAUCAUUCCCUUCCCAUCAGUUCCACCGCUUCGCUUCCCGCCCUCCUUCCGGUCGGGGCUGGAGGAGCUGGGGUUAAUCGACGCUGAGUCCGAUUUGAACAAUCCGCCGAAGAUGGUGCAUUUCGGGAAGUGCGACGUGGAACACUUUUCCCCCUCCGUCGUUGUACCACCCCCGGCGCCCCCUCCGGCAGGGGACGGAACAGGAUCUACCGAAGGAUCUUCUUAUAAAAACGCCGACAAAGGAGCCGAGGCUGCUGUAUCGACUGACGCGACUGCAGCGGCGGGCGGGGCGGAACAGACGAC